CAGAGGCAGCUUUGCAGCGGCAGCGGCGAGGCCGCAGCCAAAGGGCCAGCGGCGACCGGGCUUUGCAGAGCAGCCCCGCCGGAUCCUGCGGCGGGUGGAGGCGAGCAGCUAACCCGGUUGGAGACGCUGCACCGGGGGCCCCCGAACCGGAACGGCCGCCCGGCUCAUGGCAGCGUAGGCGGUGCCUUUCCCCCCCUCUCCGACCCUGGGGGUGUUCGGGCGUAACGUUCCAGGAGCAAUGUCUAAGAAGCCUUUAAACAUCCCUGUGGAAAAUGGGCAGCCAGACAAGACCGAGGUGGAGAAUGGACAUCCCAACCUGAUGCCCCCCACUCUGAGCACCUCCAGUGUGGAGGAGAUGGUUCAGCAGAUGAAAGAGCUCAUCACGGAGAACAACGAGCUUAAAGAAGCCAUGAGGCAGCGGAACCAAGCCAUGAAGGACCGCUUUGAGGAGCUUUCUGCUUGGAAAGAGAAGCUGAAAGAGGAGCGGGAGUUUUAUGAGGCGAAAUUCAAGGAAGCCAGGCAGUGCUUGGCAACCAAGUGUCUUGAGAAUGAAGGUCUUCAAGAGAAGCUACAAGCCUUGGAAGAGAAGGAAGAAGGGACUGCAGAUGAAUGCACUCUUUCUAGGAAGGAGAUGACCCAAGAAGUACAGCAACUGAAGGCCCAGGUGGCAAAGCUGCAGGCUGAAAAGGCAGAUCUGGUUGCCAUCAUUUCAGAGCUGCAACUGAAGCUCAGCACUGCUGCAACUGAAGACUCGUUUGUUGAGAUCAGAAUGCAUGAAGGAGAAGCAGAGGGGGCCUUAAAAGAACAUCAGGAUGCUGAAGUCAAAAGAAGAGAUGGAAAUACAGCCAUAUAUGUCCAGAAAAAAUCUGUGGAUGAAGCAAAGAAAUACUUGGAAAAAGAAGAGUUAACCGUCAGCCAGCUUCUUCUUUCUCUCAGGACCGAGACUCAGAAGAGGGAAGCACUGGAAAAUAAGCUGCGGGAACUUAAGGACAAGUGCCAACAGCUGUUGAGUCUGAAAAAGAAAACAGAUGAGAGAGGCAUUCAAACAGAACAAGAAGCCGACAAGAAAGAAGAGAGAACAGAAAGUAUGGGAAAUGAAGUGGAAAUACUAAACCUGCAAGUAUCUGCCCUCUUCAAAGAGCUUCAGGAGACCCAUGCCAAGUUAAAAGAAGCAGAAGUAAUUCAGAAAAAACUGCACGAAAAGUGUCAGAUUCUUGAAAGGCAACACCCUGCAAGUGUUGGAGACUUGGAUGAGAAGCAGCAGUUGUUGUACACCGUUAAGAAGCUGGAACUCCAAGUGGAGAGCAUGCAGUCUGAAAUCAAGCUGGAACAGGCUAAAACCAAUGAUGAGAAAGCCAAAUUUAAUACACUACAGGAUGCAUACAACAAGCUCGUAGUGGAACUGACCAGUGCCUUGCGAACUGUUGAAGAAUUAAAAGGCAAAGAGGUCAGAAGGGUAGACCAAGCCACGUUGGAAGAACUAAUUCACAAACUGGAUCUAGCAGAAAAGGCGCUGGCUGCCAAACAGUUCCAGAUAGACAAAAUGAAGCAAACUAUUAUGAAGCAAGAGGAAGAGCUUGAGACCGUAGCUGUCCUCCGAGCUCAGAUGGAGGUAUACUGCUCUGAUUUCCAUGCCGAAAGAGCCGCGCGGGAGAAGAUCCACGAGGAAAAGGAGCAAUUAGCCACGCAGUUGGCAUACUUCUUGGCCGAAAAACAAGACCGUGAAGAACUUGGCAGGUGCUCCUUGGCAGAAAUGCAAACCCGUCACCGAAGCCAGCUGCCAUCAGACCAAGGAGCAGAAGAUCAGAAUCGCCAGCAGCAGCCAAGGGAUAUUCCUAUACAUUCUUGUCCAAAAUGUGGAAUAGUUCUUCCGGAUAUAGAUACACUUCAGAUUCAUGUUAUGGACUGUAUCAUCUAAACCAAAGUUUCUCAACCUUGUCAGCUUUAAGAUGUGUGGACUUCAGUUCCCAGAAUUCCCCAUGCUGGCUGGGGAAUUCUGGGAAUUGAAGUCCACACAUCUUAAAGCUGACAAGGUUGAGAGACACUGAUCUAAACAGUGUUCUCAGAAAUGCUCAGAAACAAGACCUGCACUUUCUAAGAAAAUGUGUCCAUUUGCACCCUCAUUAGAAAGCAUUUGGAAUAUUAAUAGCUUUUUCCUAAUGAUUCCAUAGGAAUGUUUAGGGUUUAGUUAUGCAUUCAAAAUUUACCUUACCAAGACUAUAACGUACAUUCAUACAAUCAGUUUCUAACUAGCUGAAGCUUAAUAUGUCAACAGCGUAAUUACUAGGAACCAAGAUACCUUAAAGACAAUGAAUUGAAUGAAUUAAAUAGUGAUUUAUUUGAUUAAAUAGUGCAGGAGUCACUAGUGGCAUAAUUUAAUACAUAUUUUAAAUUUGUAUUUUAAAGCUUAAUCUGUAUCUCUUAUUUUUUCAAGAGUACCUUACGGAUGUAAAAUUUACAACAAAGCCAGACAACCAUUUUAAAAUAUGUAUGUAUAUAUGUAUGUGAGGGUCACAGAUGCUUGCCUUAGUUUUUACAGUAAGUUAGUGGCCUUGCUUUAGCCAAAUGAAGAUUAAAUUAAUUAACUGCCCAAUAAUACUUUGUUGGCAUGUUUUGUUUCCUAUUUUUGUGAAUUCUUUUUGAAGAAUCAUCUGGAUGUUAUACUUGAAAAAAAGACUUAAUGGCACGAGAGGUCAGUGAAUUGUAUUAAUGAAAGAAAAAAAUAAAGCCAUGUCCCAAAAUA
Candoia aspera is the source of this 2743-nucleotide messenger RNA. RefSeq names its product optineurin (gene OPTN). Gene Ontology annotation, cellular component: cytoplasm; nucleus; Golgi apparatus. The coding region runs from base 239 to 1918 and encodes 559 amino acids. NCBI's taxonomy places the organism in Eukaryota, Metazoa, Chordata, Lepidosauria, Squamata, Candoiidae. The transcript has 14 exons. Gene Ontology annotation, molecular function: K63-linked polyubiquitin modification-dependent protein binding. Gene Ontology annotation, biological process: regulation of canonical NF-kappaB signal transduction; protein localization to Golgi apparatus; Golgi ribbon formation. The record is from RefSeq and is a predicted model, not a curated record.